AUGUCCUCGACCACUGUCUCGUCCAGCUCGUCGGAACGACCCGCCAUCACCAUCAAGUACCAGGACCGUGUCAAGAUCCUCGAUGUUGCCGGGGACUUCAACUCCAAGCUCGUUGCCGUGAGAGAUUUCCAAAAGGGCGAUGUCGUCGCUCCUAUCGAGGGCAUCACCUAUGGCGUCGAGAAGCGCUGGUCCUCUAUCUCCGAAAACGAGCACAUCGAGCUGAACUCGGAGCUCCUCUACAUGAACCACUCCUGCGACCCCUCCGUCCACGUCAACACCUCGGCCAUGCAAGUCGUUGCCCUGAAGGACAUCCGCGCCGGCGACGAUGUGACCUUCUUUUACCCCAGCUCGGAAUGGAGCAUGUCCCAGGCUUUCCCAUGCUGGUGUGGCUCCUCAAAGUGCAUCAAAACCAUCAGCGGAGCCGAGACACUGCACGGCAACCCGUUGUUCAAGGUCGAGGACCAUGUCUUCAACAAGCACAUUCUGGAGCUGAUGGCCAAGCAGGGCUCUGCCUAA
Polychytrium aggregatum is the source of this 516-nucleotide messenger RNA. RefSeq lists its product as uncharacterized. Lineage: Eukaryota; Fungi; Chytridiomycota; Chytridiomycetes; Polychytriales. The coding region runs from base 1 to 516 and encodes 171 amino acids. Gene Ontology annotation, molecular function: protein binding. The record is from RefSeq and is a predicted model, not a curated record. The transcript is spliced from 6 exons.